Molecule: messenger RNA, 1259 nt
Organism: Malus domestica (apple)
Lineage: Eukaryota; Viridiplantae; Streptophyta; Magnoliopsida; Rosales; Rosaceae
Product: AT-hook motif nuclear-localized protein 28-like
Cellular component (GO): nucleus
Molecular function (GO): DNA-binding transcription factor activity; minor groove of adenine-thymine-rich DNA binding
Source: RefSeq, a predicted model, not a curated record
GUGGGCCCUCCUCCUUCCUUUCUUCAGUACUUGUCCAUCAAUGAGCACAGACAAUCCCAGAUAGAGUACCUGAAACUGGCUCUAUAUAAAACAACCCCAAAAACUGUUUGCCCUUCAAACAAAUUAUUUCUUCUCUCGUGUCUGUGUUGUUCUUGUUUCUCAAAAUGGCAGACACUGGUGCUGGUGGCGCGGCAGCAAUUUCUCUUCAACAAGCCUCCGACGAUGACUCCAUGCACAGCCCCCGGAGCGUCCCCACACUCUCUGGAGGCGCAAGUGGUGGUGGAGGAGGAGGGUGUUCGUCGUCCGGACACAAGAACAUGGUAUCACCGUUGGGUGAUAUUAUCAUCUCAAACUCAAAGAAACCGAGAGGGAGACCGCCGGGGUCCAAGAACAAGCCCAAACCCCCGAUCGUCAUCACCAAGGACUCGGGGUCAGCGAUGAAGGCGGUGGUCCUCGAGAUCUCCGCCGGGUCCGAUGUGGUGGAGACGAUUGUACAGUACGCCCGAAGGCGCCAGGUUGGCAUCAGUGUGUUGAGCGGUUCAGGGGCGGUGUUGAACGUAAAGCUGAGACACCCAGCCGGGCCCCACGAACCGUCACUGUCUCUUCAGGGUCCAUUCAACCUCCUCUCUCUCUCCGGCUCUUACAUAGACUCCUUCCCGGCCGUCAUCGCUUGCUCUUCUUCUCCUUCCGCCGCUGGUGGUGGUGGUGGUUCGGCCGUAGUACCGAUGUCCGGGACUUAUUCUCUUCUGGCUUGUUCGUCGUUCACGAUAUGUCUUGCGGGGGCGCAAGGGCACGUGUUUGGAGGGAUUGUUGGGGGCAAGGUUGUGGCGGCGAGUACUGUGAUGGUUGUGGCCGCCACGUUUUUGGAUCCGACCCUUCAGAGGUUGCCUUUGCCGGUUGAGGGUGGCGGUGAAUAUGAAGGUGAGGAGGAUACUAAGCCUUGCAUUAAUGAACAAAGUUGUCACACUUACGGUGGCGGCGGCGGUGGCCGGAGCAGUGGUGUUGCGAGUCCAACGUGCCAGAUGAACACUAGCCCUCCUGAUCAUUAUCAUCAAGUCAUGGCUUGGGGUCCUCCAUCUCGCACUCCUUACUGAGAAAAACAAUUGAAAUAUCAAAUAUUUUCAAGUUGGAAUUAACUCAUGAUGCCAUCUUUAGUUAGUCGUAGCAGCUGCCUAGUAAUUUCUUUUGUGAUAUUUUGGCAGCAACAUAUUAUUUAGCAGAAUUGUCUUCUCUCUCUCUCUCUCUCUCUCUCUCUCUCU